AUGUGGAAGAAAGGCUUCCUCGGCCGCGGCAAGGAAAACCCGCGCAUCGGCAUCGGCGAGCCGGUGCUGAUUGAGACUUCUUACGACACGCGGAACCUCAGCAGUCGAUCCAAGCACCGUCCGCUCAUAGAAGCCGCCAACGAGGCAGCCGCGAGCUUCCGCCCUCCUCAGCUUGCGCCGCUGGACCUGCAAGAAGACCAUUCACAUCUCGACCCGCGUUACUCGCAUGCCGCAUCAUCAUACUACUCCCAGCCAUCACCAGCAGUCCCGUAUGAGCACUGGCCUCCCACCAACGCUCUUGGAUUCACCAUGCCUUUCGAUGUCUCGCCCGUCGAGGAGAUCCCCGGCUCGUACGAAGCAGACCGCCGCAACUCGGACGUGAGCGCCCACCACGAGGAGGAGCCCAGGAGCCGCUUCAGCUGGUCCACCCGGGCGACCCAGCAAACUACACCGCAGACAGCCUUCGAGCACAGCCCACCGCCCAGUCCCCCGCCCGCACUGCCGGCCAAGUACAACACCGGGAACGGCCCAUUCGGACCUCGCGACCAACAACCGCCCCAAUCCUCGCACUACCCGCCGCGCUUCGAUUCGCGCCCGGCCAUGAGCAUGCGAUCCAUGUCCAGCACAACCACAACGAACACGAUUGCCACGAUGCGCAAGCCAGUGCCGACGCCAUCCUACUCCAACACCAUCACCACCGCGAAGCGGUCCCAGACGCAGCCGACGCAAACCGGCCCCACCACCAACACGGCCAACUACAACCCGUACAGCUACACCACCUACCCGCACACGCCCACGUCCUCCAAGCCGUCGACGCCCACGCCCCGCGCCUGCACCCCGACCGACGCCAACAAGACGCUCCCGCUGCCGCCGCAGCUCGCCGACAGCGACUCCAUCGCCAACGCGGACCCGCUGUCCAAGUACACGGCGCAGCUGGACGACCUGGCGCUGCGCCGCGCCAACAUCAACCGCGUCGUCAAGGACCUCACCACCCUGCCCGACCUCAACAACCCGCUCAGCGUCGACAUCGCCACGCGCCGCGCCAACGAGCGCAAGGUCAAGGCGAUGCAGGACGAGCUGGCCGAGAUCGCCGCCCAGGAGCACGAGAUCGGCAUGAAGCUGCAUCGCGCGCGGAAGAAGGCCGAGAGGGAGGAGGGCUACGAUGGCGGCACGACGGCGCUGUGGGUGAGGCGGGUGACGAAUCCGGUUUGA
Molecule: messenger RNA, 1212 nt
Organism: Diplodia corticola
Lineage: Eukaryota; Fungi; Ascomycota; Dothideomycetes; Botryosphaeriales; Botryosphaeriaceae
Exons: 1
Coding region: 1-1212 (403 amino acids)
Source: RefSeq, a predicted model, not a curated record